CCUCGGCUGCCGCUCCGGGCCGCGGAGCAACGCCGAGCUGCUCGGCCCCAGCAGUGACUGCCGCCGCUUCCCCUCACAGGGCGCGGGACGGCGCGGGCAGGAUGCAGGCGCCGCCGCUGCAGUACGAGUUCUUCAGCGAGGAGAACGCGCCCAAGUGGCGGGGGCUGCUCGUGCCAGCCCUGAAGAAGGUUCAGAUGCAAGUACACCCUAAGCUGUCAUCUACUGAAGAUGCUUUGCAGUAUGUUGAGGAGUUAAUACUGCAGUUGCUGAACAUGUUAUGCCAAGCUCAGCCAAGAAGCUUCCUGGAUGUAGAGGAUCGUGUACAAAAAAGCUUUCCCCAUCCUAUUGAUAAGUGGGCAAUAGCUGAUGCACAGUCUGCAAUUGAAAAGAGGAAGCGAAGAAAUCCAUUAUUUCUCCCAGUAGAAAAAAUUCACCCAUUGUUAAAAGAAGUUCUGGGCUAUAAAGUUGACCACCAAGUAUCUGUUUACAUAGUGGCAGUAUUAGAAUACAUUUCUGCAGAUAUCUUAAAGUUGGUUGGGAACUAUGUACGAAAUAUUAGACAUGAUGAAAUUACAAAACAAGACAUCAAGGUGGCAAUGUGUGCUGAUAAGGUGUUGAUGGAUAUGUUCCAUCAGGAUGUAGAGGAUAUUAGUACGCUGAAUUUAUCUGAUGAAGAACCCUCUACUUCUGGAGAGCAAAACUACUAUGAUCUUGUAAAGUCAUUCAUGGCAGAGGUUCGACAAUAUAUAAGAGAACUAAAUCUUGUAAUAAAAGUUUUUAGAGAACCUUUUAUCACCAACCCUAAGCUGUUUUCAGGUCAUGAUGUAGAAAAUAUAUUCAGUCGAAUAUCAGAUAUUCAUGAACUUAGUGUGAAGUUGUUGGGCCAUAUUGAAGACACAGUAGAAAUGACAGAUGAGGGCAGUCCCCAUCCCUUAGUUGGAAGCUGUUUUGAAGAUUUAGCUGAGGAGCUAGCAUUUGAUCCUUAUGAAUCGUACACUCAAGAUAUUUUGCGGACUGGUUUUCAUGACCAUUUUCUUAGUCAACUGUCAAAGCCUGGUGCAGCAUUCUAUUUACAGUCAAUAGGAGAUGGUUUUAAAGACGCUGUUCAGUAUGUUUUACCCAGACUACUUCUAGUUCCUGUUUACCAUUGCCUUCACUAUUUUGAACUUUUAAAGCAAUUAGAAGAGAAAAGCGAAGAUCAAGAGGACAAAGAGUGUUUGAAGCAAGCAAUUACAGCCCUACUUAAUCUUCAGAGUAGUAUGGAAAGGAUAUGCUCAAAAAGUCUUGCAAAGAGAAGACUUAGUGAAUCUGCAUGCCGGUUCUAUAGUCAACAAAUGAAGGGAAAGCAGCUAGCAAUCAAGAAAAUGAACGAGAUCCAGAAGAACAUUGAUGGUUGGGAGGGUAAAGAUAUAGGACAGUGCUGCAAUGAAUUUAUAAUGGAGGGGACUCUCACACGUGUGGGUGCCAAGCAUGAAAGACAUAUAUUUCUUUUUGAUGGUCUAAUGAUUUGUUGUAAAUCAAAUCAUGGCCAGCCAAGAUUGCCUGGUGCUAGCAAUGCAGAAUAUCGUCUGAAAGAAAAGUUUCUCAUGCGGAAGGUACAAAUCAAUGAUAAAGAUGACACUAAUGAGUAUAAACAUGCCUUUGAAAUAAUUUUGAAAGAUGAGAACAGUGUUAUAUUUGCUGCAAAAUCGGCAGAAGAGAAAAACAACUGGAUGGCAGCCUUGAUCUCUCUACAGUAUAGAAGCACCCUGGAGCGAAUGUUAGAUGUAACAAUGCUACAAGAAGAGAAGGAGGAGCAGAUGAGAUUUCCAAGUCCUGAGCUUUAUAGGUUUGCAGAACCUGAUUCUGAAGAGAAUAUUGUUUUUGAAGAAAACAUGCAGCCCAAAUCUGGAAUUCCUAUUAUCAAGGCAGGAACUGUUGUCAAACUCAUUGAGAGACUUACAUACCAUAUGUAUGCUGAUCCCAACUUUGUUCGAACAUUUCUUACAACAUAUAGAUCUUUUUGCAAGCCUCAGGAAUUACUGAGUCUCCUGAUAGAACGAUUUGAAAUUCCAGAACCUGAACCAACGGAAGCAGACCGCAUAGCUAUGGAGAAUGGAGAUCAACCUCUUAGUGCAGAGCUAAAAAGAUUUAGGAAGGAAUAUAUACAACCUGUACAGCUGCGAGUUCUAAAUGUAUGCCGGCACUGGGUGGAGCAUCACUUCUAUGAUUUUGAGAGAGAUGUAGAUCUACUGCAACGGUUGGAAGAAUUCAUUGGCACUGUCAGAGGUAAAGCUAUGAAGAAAUGGGUUGAGUCAAUUACAAAGAUAAUCCAUAGGAAAAAGCAAGCACAAGCAAUUGGGCCAAGUCACAAUAUUACUUUUGAAAGCUCACCACCUCCAAUUGAGUGGCAUAUUAGCAAACCAGGACACAUUGAAACAUUUGACCUGCUCACAUUGCAUCCAAUAGAAAUUGCUCGACAGCUCACAUUACUUGAAUCUGAACUUUACAGAGCUGUGCAGCCAUCAGAGCUGGUUGGAAGUGUAUGGACAAAAGAAGAUAAGGAAAUCAAUUCUCCUAACCUGCUCAAGAUGAUACGACAUACCACAAAUCUUACUUUGUGGUUUGAAAAAUGCAUCAUAGAAACAGAAAACCUAGAGGAAAGAGUAAUUGUAGUAUGCCGGAUAAUUGAGAUCUUGCAAGUUUUCCAAGAGCUAAACAAUUUUAAUGGUGUUCUUGAAGUUGUCAGUGCUAUGAACUCUGCACCUAUUUACAGACUAGAUCAUACCUUUGAGCAAAUCCCAAGCCGCCAGAAAAAGAUUUUUGAAGAAGCUCAUGAACUGAGUGAAGACCAUCAUAAGAAAUACUUGGCAAAACUCAGGUCUAUUAAUCCUCCAUGUGUGCCUUUCUUUGGAAUUUAUUUAACAAACAUCUUGAAAACGGAAGAAGGCAAUCCUGAAUUUCUCAAACGACAUGGGAAAGAACUUAUCAAUUUCAGUAAGCGGAGGAAGGUGGCUGAGAUAACAGGGGAGAUCCAACAGUACCAAAACCAGCCAUACUGCCUAAGAGGAGAAGCUGAUAUCAGAAAAUUUUUUGAAAAUCUGAAUCCAAUGGGAAAUAGCAUGGAAAAAGAGUUUGCAGAUUAUCUGUUCAACAAGUCUCUAGAAAUAGAGCCACGUAACGUCAAGCCACCCCCAAGAUUUCCCAAAAAGUACACCUAUCCUCUCAAAUCUCCGGGUGUUCGUCCAUCAAACCCAAGACCAGGCACCAUGAGACACCCUACACCUCUGCAACAGGAGCCAAGAAAAAUCAGUUACAGUCGUGUACCUGAGAGUGAAACAGAAAGUGCUGCUUCUGCACCAAACUCUCCAAGAACACCGCUCACCCCACCUCCACCAUCAGCGACUUCCAGCACCACAGAUGUCUUUGACUCUGAUCCCUCCACCCCUUUUCAUUCAAGGUCAGCUUCUGUGUCUUCCAUAAGUUUUCCAAAAAGCUCAGAUGAAAUUACCAUUCCCCCUCCUAUUCCUCCCCGGAGACGUCCAGAAUCUGCUCCUGCUGAAUCUUCUCCUUCAAAGAUUUCUUCUGCACAUCUGGACAGCCCACCAGCAAUCCCUCCUCGGCAGCCGACAUCAAAAAUCUACUCACCGAGAUACUCAGUGCCAGACAGGACCUCCAUCUCUGACCCCCCAGAAAGCCCACCUGUAUUGCCACCUCGAGAACCUGUACGAACUCCUGAUGUUUUCUCUAGUUCACCUCUCCAUCUCCAACCACCACCCUUAGGCAGAAAAAGUGAACUUGGCAACACUUUCUUUCCCAACAGUCCGUCUCCAUUUACUCCGCCUCCCCCUCAGACACCUUCUCCUCACGUUGUCCGGAGGCAUUUGCCAUCACCUCCUUUGAUACCCCAAGAUACGGACCUCCAUUCUGUUGCUGGGCCACCUGUUCCUCCUCGGCAAAGCACUUCUCAACAUAUCCCAAAGCUUCCUCCAAAAACUUACAAAAGGGAGCCCACGCAUCCAUUGAUGCAUCGUGAUGGACCCCCUUUGCUGGAGAAUGCCCACUCCACCUGAAUUCUCCCUUGUGCUCGAGAGAGAAUGCUUUCCCUGGUGCCAUGUCUGUUGCUGGCAAUAGAUGCACUGUACCUUGUGGGCACCAAGGAGUUGAGCUGUGUUGCUCCUAACACUAAAGACUCUACGUUUGAUAUUUGGUGUACAAAAAGAAGAAGAAAGAAUCUUAAUAACGGGCCCCUUACCAUGAAUAAACUGUUGCUGUUUGUUAGUAUAGUAUGCAGGGUCCUGUUCUAAAGUCAGUGGACACCUGAAUGUACCAGAAAUCAGAUUUGCAGAUCUCUUUGGGCCAAUAAGCAGACAUCGUGUUUUGUGUAACGUCCUGUGAGGGAUAAAAUGCAUAGUCCUGUAUUCAUCUGUCCACCAUGAUGCAAGUUCUUGGAGUAAAAAUAUUAUGCACUUUUUAAAAAAAGAAUCUCAAACAGGGAACUUGAUAGUCUUCUUAAUUUUCUUUUGUUUUAUUCCCUGCUUUCAAAUCAUGAACUGGACUGUGAGGAAGAUCUGUGGUACUGAACUGAACCAACAUAGAGCUAAGACAUAGCACCGUACUGCAGUCCUGUUUACAAACUGUUACUAGUAAUAACAUGGGUACCUAGGCUUCACCAAAGAGGUACUUUCCUCCUCCUUUAUGAAUAUUAUGGUGCCAGUUCAAAAAGAUUUUUUUGCCAGUAAACAGAAUGCCUAACUUUUAACCGCCUUUAAACAAACGAGAUUUAAGUCUUAUAUUAAUGACACCAAUGAUGCAAACUGCAAAACAAUGCUAUUGUCAGAGUUGAAUCUGUUUCUCCGUUUAGAAGACUGUUAAAUCUAGACUAGGUUAGGUCUUCAUUUUAAGGUUUACUGAUAACCCACUUAAUGGCUGGUAGUGCAACAUCUUUGAGACUAUGCCAUGAAAAUGCAAAAGGUAAUCCACUGGCCAUAUUCCCUAGUUAUCACCAUGUUUUAACUAGCAGUAGGUAGAUGAAUAAUCAGCACCCUUAGAAUUGCCUUGUAGUUGCAUAAAUAAAUCAUAUGUAUAUAGUGAAUGUUGCAUAAAUAUACUUGCAAAUUGUUUUUAAUUUAAUUGAAAUAAAGAUACAGAUAUUUUGUCUGGCUGACAUAUAUUAAAUUAUUGCAUUUCUAAAUGUACAUUUCAGUUUAAAGCACUGAGGAGGAGACACAUGCUGCGGCACACACCUCUCUUUCUUGCUCAUUGUUUUAGCCUAUAAAGAAA
This is a messenger RNA of Lacerta agilis (Sand lizard), 5262 nucleotides long. RefSeq names its product SOS Ras/Rac guanine nucleotide exchange factor 1 (gene SOS1). Bases 102 to 4052 code for a protein of 1316 amino acids. Gene Ontology annotation, molecular function: guanyl-nucleotide exchange factor activity; protein heterodimerization activity. Gene Ontology annotation, biological process: positive regulation of GTPase activity; Ras protein signal transduction. Gene Ontology annotation, cellular component: plasma membrane. The transcript is spliced from 22 exons. The record is from RefSeq and is a predicted model, not a curated record. NCBI's taxonomy places the organism in Eukaryota, Metazoa, Chordata, Lepidosauria, Squamata, Lacertidae.